Molecule: messenger RNA, 1500 nt
Organism: Zootoca vivipara (common lizard)
Lineage: Eukaryota; Metazoa; Chordata; Lepidosauria; Squamata; Lacertidae
Gene: CYP21A2
Product: cytochrome P450 family 21 subfamily A member 2
Biological process (GO): hormone biosynthetic process; progesterone metabolic process
Molecular function (GO): iron ion binding; heme binding; steroid 17-alpha-monooxygenase activity
Source: RefSeq, a predicted model, not a curated record
AUGCUAACUCCUGUGCUCCUCGUUCUCCUCCUGCUGGUUCUAGCCCUGUUGACAAGGCGGCAUGGGGGGUUCUGCUCUCCGAAGAACUCGGGGAGGCUGCCUGGGCCUUGUGCCUUGCCCUUCGUUGGCAAUCUCCUCCACCUGUUCCACCCCGACCUUCCCAUGCACUUCCAUGACUUGGCUCGGCAAUAUGGCUCCAUCUUCCGCCUUCGCCUUGGCAGCAAAGACAUGGUGGUUCUGAACAGCACGGAUCUGAUUCGGGAGGCGCUGCUGCGGAAGUGGUCUGAUUUUGCAGGACGGCCUCAUGGAUUUGUUGCAAACCUUGUUUCGUUGGGAGACAAGGACCUCUCCUUGGGCAACUAUACGCCGACCUGGCGUCUGCAGAGAAAAAUGGCCCACGUAGCUUUCCAGCGCUGCCUGCGAGGAAACAUGGAGCAGAUUGUCCAGAGCCAGGCUCGGCAGCUCUGCAAGGUUUUCCAUGGGUAUGGGGGCAAACCUGUGGACUUGGCUCAGGAUUUCUCCCUGCAAGCUUGUGGGAUCAUCUGCAGCGUCUUGUUUGGGCCUUUGGACAAUUUCACCAUUGAGAAACUGCAUGACUGCAUCUACAAGAUAAUGGAAAAGUGGGGUGCAAUCUCUGUCCAGGUGGUGGAUGCCUUCCCGUUCCUCAAGGUCUUCCCCAAUGCCAAUUUGCGCCACCUGCUCUCCUGCGUCAAAAGCCGGGAUGCCUUGGUCCAGCAUGUGAUGAAGAAACACCAGGAGCCCCACAGCACCUCAGAAGGACAGGACAUGGUGGACCACAUGCUGCAAUUCCAGCAUGACCAUGGGGCUAGUGAGUGCAAGGGGACGGGCCUUGUGCCGGAACACGUCCACAUGGCCAUUGUUGACAUGCUCAUCGGAGGUACUGAGACCACAGCAACUUUACUCAACUGGGCUGUGGCCUUUUUGGUGCAUCGCCCACAGAUCCAGGAGCGAAUCCACGAAGAGCUCAUGGCCGUCGUGGGAACGAGCCGCGACCCCGCCUAUAGUGACAGGGAGCACCUGCCCUACUUGAACGCCACCAUAUUGGAGACCUUGCGCAUGCGCCCCUCGGCAGUCCUUGCUUUGCCCCACAUGACCAUCCGGGAUACAAGCUUGUCUGGUUAUUCCAUUCCCAAGGGGACAACAGUCAUCACUAAUCUCUAUGGGGCCCAUCAUGACGAGAGCAAGUGGCACCGCCCCCUGGAGUUCAGACCAGAGAGGUUCCUGGAGGAGGACCCCUCGGGGGAGGCCCAGAGACAACUCAUCCCGUUCGGUUGUGGGGCACGGGUCUGCCUGGGGGAGACUCUGGGGCGCAUGGAGUCUUUCCUCGUCCUUGCAAACAUCCUGCGGGAUUUCCAGAUAUUGCCCCCAUCGCCUGGACACCUCCCUGACCUCAGGGGGUACUAUCACUUUAUUGUGCAUUGCAAGCCCUUCAGGGUGCGGCUGGUUCCCUGGGCAGCGGCAUCUGAUCUUGCAAAAUGA